AUGUUAACUUCAUCAAUUCCUGCCGACUUAAAAAAUCUUCAAUCUGUAAUUAAUGCUCGUCGUUUUUAUGAGACCUGCAUAAAUGAAACAGUGAUAGAAUCCGAGUCUAUCAAUGUAAUACUGAGUAUCGUUAAUGAUCUCGGUGGAUGGCCAAUCUUACAAGGUUCAUCAUGGAAUAAAACAUCAUUUAAUCUUACAAAUUUAUUAAUUCGAUUACGUGAAUAUGGUUACAAUAUGAUAUUUGGUUUUGGUACAUCGAAUGAUGAUAAAAAUUCUUCAACUAAUUUUAUUCGAUUUUAUCAAAGUGAUAUUGCUCUUGCACAACGAUCAAAUUAUCUUAAUGAAACAAAAGUUACCAGAUCUUACAGACAGUUUAUUCAAGAUGUAGCUUCAGCGCUAGCAGCUGGUAGAAUAGUAAAUUCUAGUGAAGUUGACGAUAUUUAUAAUUUUGAAAAACUUAUUUCAACUUUUCAUUGGACACCAGCUGAACAACGUGCUAGACAAAAUGAAACAAUUCGUACAACAGUUGGAAGUCUUUCACAAACAUUUAAUACAAGUUUUGGAUUUACGAAUUAUAUUCGACAUAUAUAUUCUUUAUCAAAUGUUUCUUUAAAUGAUAAUGAUAUUGUAUCAGUUAGUGAACUUGAAUUUUUACGUAAUGCAUCAUCGAUUAUUGAUUCAUCUUCUCGACGUGUACUACAAAAUUAUAUUAUAUGGCGUUUUAUUAUGAGCAGAAUAUCAGAUAUGCCUAAGCGUUAUCGGGCCCUAAAAGAUCCAUUUGAUGAAGCUUAUCGAGGUACUGUUGCUCAACGUCCACGUCCAAUAACAUGUGGAAAUUAUAUUAAUAGUAAUAUGGGUUUCGCUCUUUCAAAAAUUUAUAUAAAACAAUAUUUUGAUGAAAGCGCGAAACAGCAGGUAUUGUAUUUAACUCUUUAA
Molecule: messenger RNA, 936 nt
Organism: Rotaria sp. Silwood2
Lineage: Eukaryota; Metazoa; Rotifera; Eurotatoria; Philodinida; Philodinidae
Source: the annotation of a GenBank genome assembly